Molecule: messenger RNA, 807 nt
Organism: Mesorhabditis belari
Lineage: Eukaryota; Metazoa; Nematoda; Chromadorea; Rhabditida; Rhabditidae
Source: the annotation of a GenBank genome assembly
AUGAGUUUACCUGAAUUUGUGGAUCGAUGCUUUGGAGAGUUCAACACCUCAAAAACAAACGCGAAUUGCCCUGAGCUCUUCUAUUUCUCGAUUUUCCCCUCACAAACUUCAAAAGCUGAAGAAGAAAUGGCCAGUAAAUCGAUGGAUAUUCUUGAAAAUGCACUGUUGGCUUUAUUAAGCGGCAUUGAAAUUGUCACGAAACACUUGAAAAAAGGUGUUGAACUUUUUGAGCUCCUCUACAAUUUGUUGGUUUUUACGAGCAUGAUAAUGAGUAUCGUUUCCGUUUGGUUCUCCGCUCGUUCUGGUCAUCGUUUCAAUGGUUUAAUAAUCUCGUUCUCAAUUGGAGCAUUGCUUUUUGAGGGAUCGUUUUUAAUGCAACUUCUUCUCAAGAAUGGCUACAAAUUCCCAUUUUGGAGCACAAUUCGAGUGCUACUCUUGACAAUUCUCAAUAUUUCAUUCUUUCAACAAGAUCAACACGAUGAGAACAAUAAAGCUUGUCCAAUCGACUCAGCCGGUUUCUAUUCAAUUCUUUUCAUCUCAUGGUUCACAAAACAAAUCUCCAUUGGGAAUAAAAAGUCUCUCAAAAUGGAAGAUCUCUUCAAUUUACCGAUAAACGCAAAAUCGGAAUUUUUAAGGAAACAAUGGAGAGAAGCUUGGGAAAUUGAGAAGAAAAAUAAACCAAAAAACCCGUCAAUAAUUUGGGCAAUUCAUCGAUGUCAUGGUUGGCACAUCUUCUUCAUAUCAUUGCUGCAAUUGGCGAGUGAUGUGGCAAGGAAUCUGACGAAUCCACUCUUGCUCAAGUGUGUC